Anopheles marshallii is the source of this 1530-nucleotide messenger RNA. Its product is annotated as cytochrome P450 4c21-like. Gene Ontology annotation, molecular function: iron ion binding; monooxygenase activity; heme binding. NCBI's taxonomy places the organism in Eukaryota, Metazoa, Arthropoda, Insecta, Diptera, Culicidae. The record is from RefSeq and is a predicted model, not a curated record. The transcript has 5 exons. The coding region runs from base 1 to 1530 and encodes 509 amino acids.
AUGGCAGUGCAGUUGGUGCUUUUAUACAUUAUCGCGGCAUUGGCAUUGGCCACUUUGGUGUGCGUGCGGUGGAAGCGUCGGAAACUGUACGCCGCAGCGGCAACCAUGGAUGGGCCACCAUGUUUGCCAUUGGUUGGUCAUGUGUAUCUAAUCUUCGGUAAAAGAAGUGGAGAAGACAUUCUACAAGUACUAGACCGAUACGCUCCCAGAUAUAAAUCUCCCAUCGGCAUUUGGAUGGGACCGCAACUAAUCGUCGGUAUCAAGGACAAUCCCGAUUACUUUCAAACGGUCAUGAACUCUCCACACAUGUUGAACAAGAUGGACCAGUAUAACUUUUUCCGGAUUGUAAACGGACUAUUCGCUGCUCCAGAUCAUGCUUGGAAAAGCGAAAGAAAGUUGCUCAACCGAUCGUUCAGUCCUACGAUGCUGUCCAGCUUUGUCGAUACAUUCAAUGACAAAGACUUCAUCAUGGUGGAAACCCUGCGCAAAUUCGUUGGAAAUGGUGAAAUUGAUCUGCAUUUGUACAUCGCCAAAUGUACAAUUGAUUCCAUAUUUGGAACUGCUUUCGGUAAAGACCUCAACACUCAAGGUCACGAUGGAGCCGAUGAGUAUCUGCACUGCUUAGACACAUUUUUCUCGCUAGUGUUCAAGCGCAUGCUCCACGUUGAACGCUACCCAGAAAGCAUCUAUCGUCUCACAAAGGACUACGAACUUGAAACGAUUUGUGUGAACAUUAUCAAAAACAUGUCCCUCGAUCUGAUGAAAGAGCUGAAAGAAAAGUCAAAGCAAGCUAAGGCCACAUUGAGCAAGGAAGCAGCAUACGAAGGCAAGCCGGCGCUUAACUUUGCAGAGAAUCUGUUUGAUUUAGCGGAACAAAAUCCUUCCUUAACUGAGGAGCACGUUAAGGAUCAUAUAGAUACCAUGAUCGUGGCUGGACAUGAUACGACCGCUACCACCAUGUCGAACCUAUUACUCAUGCUAGCCAUGCAUCCGGAGGUACAGGAAAUGGUCUACCAGGAGGUGAUGAGUGUGUGUCCGGACAACACAAAACCGGUGACGAUGGAAGAUGCAAACAACCUUGUCUAUACGGAGAUGGUGUGCAAGGAAACGAUGCGCCUGUUUCCCGUUGGUCCUUUAAUAGGGAGAAAAUGUGUUGCGGACGUAAAAUUGGAUGAUAAACACACUAUUCCUGCCGGUUGCUGUGUAGCACUGGGAAUCUACCAAAUACAUCGUGAUCCUUCAAUCUGGGGUCCCGAGUCAAAUAAAUUCAAUCCUGAUCACUUCCUUCCCGAAAAGGUGGCUGAACGACACCCGUAUGCUUAUCUUCCUUUCAGUGGUGGACCACGGAACUGCAUCGGUAUCCGAUACGCGUGGCUUUCAAUGAAGAUUCUUAUCGCUCAUCUCGUACGGAACUAUCGCUUUAAAACUUCGCUCAAAAUGGAGGAUCUAAACAUAAAGUUUGCUAUCAUCUUAAGAAUCACGAAUGGGUGUCUCGUAUCGAUAGAGGAUCGCAGUUGUAGUCCGGUUUAG